CUCUUUCCCACUCCGAGCAUCCGAACGGCUCCGGCCAAGCCAGGCAGGCAGGGAGGCCGCAGUGAGCGAGCGAAUGUGUGAGUGCUGAGUGCUCCAAUGCAAGGCCUGCCUAUUCGCUGCAUUUCCAAACGCCUCGCGACCUUCUAACGUGUUCGUCCUCUACUUCUCGUCACCUGAUGCGCUAGAAAAGUUCUCGGAACCUGGAAAAAAAAAAGAACAGAGAUGUUACAAUAUUGGUAUGCGUUAACGAUUGCCGUCUCCAAGAAGUGAUCGAUUCCAACAUGAAAACAGUCAGCGACUUUACUCUACACAUCAGUCGUAGACGAAGUUACCAUGACAGGUCUGUACCUUCACCUUGUUGCACGGGGUAUGCUUUUUUAUUUGAUACAGGUGAAUAAAGAACGGGAGAAGGAUGAGAACGCCCCCGGUGGAUCAAUUCUUCCGCUCCCUAUCCAUGGACCCGGACGGGGAGACCUCGGCCCAGAUCCUUGAAAGCAAGCCUUCCAUCGACGUCCUGUUGUCCAGCGGAACCGACGAGUUCUCCAAUGCCAUUCUGUCGAUUCAAGAAGGGCUGAGGCAGCUGAAUAUGGAGACGGAACCCGACGAAGAGGAGGAGGAGGAAGAAGAGAUAGAUCCGGAUGUGGAUAUGGGCGUGGAAGGGAGCCCCGAUGUUAAGAAAGCUCUAACGCCGGUCACGUGGUACGAAGGAAUUCUCUCUUGUUUCAGGCCAUUCUUCGGAACACAAGGGAAACACCGCAAGACCACGGAGCCCGGUAAUAUAGACUUUUUAAUGAAGUGGCAGGAAGAGAUUGAACUGGAAAUGAGCGAGAUGUACAAAAAAAAUGUGAUUCUGGAUGAAGAGAUCCUGAAAGGAAGAGAAGAAGAGCUCAAGAGGGCCGAAGAGAGGCUGCGAAUAGAGAUGCAAAAAACAUUGGACCUCAGGCGUCGCUAUGAGGAAGGGAUGGAGAUGAACAUGAAUGUUUACAUGAACCUUUGUUCUUAUCUCCUACGUUGUGAGAGACAGCUUGAGGAUCUCUGUAGAUGCCCAAAUUGUGGGUUCAAGGACCUAAGGAAGAAGUCCAUUCGCCCUCCUCAAUUACAAAGAAGCUCAAGGUUUGUGAGAAAGAGGUCUGGGCCACGUUCUCCUAAGAAGAGUGUCAAACUGUUGAAGAAGCCCCUGUAUGCUGAGGUAAUGCAUGGGAUGAUGAAGUCCACAGUGUUCCCAGAAAGAAAAGGAGAGCCACUACCAAAUGCUGUGUCAGAUGCCAUCAAGGGUCGGAAGUCUCGAGUUCGUCGAGGACGUCCUCAGGGCUCCUCUUUUACCUCUAACGCAUGGCCAUCUCGAGAUAAAUCGCCCCUUUUCUGCCCCAAUGUCUCAGUUAAUUUUCAGUCUUCUGAGGCAGAGAAAGGAGUGAAACAAAACUGUGGCACUCAAACAGAUGACUCCUGGAUGACAACCAGUGAAUCUGACAUGGUUACAUCCCAGGGCUCAGAGUACUGGGGGAAGAAGCAAUCACAAGAAGAUGUCAUCAAUGGCAACAACUGUUUUGGAAAAGAAGAACCCUCGCAUGGGACUGAAACUUCUCUGGGAUCUGAUAGGAAUUCCUGGAAUGCAUAUGUGAAAAGGAAGGAAGAACAUUUGCAGAAAUUGGAACUGUUGUCACGUUGCUCAUCUUCACGCACAGAGAAGAGAAGGAAUUCAGAGUCAGCUGCUUCUCAAGUGGAGUCAGGUGUUGGACUUGACUUUUCAACCGACGAAGAAGAUGAAGCCAGUUCAUGGUUUCUCACCCGCAAGAGUGUGGCUCGUCGGCCAAUUCAUCCAAAGAGAAGCCUCUCAGGAUCUGUGCACUCUGUGGCAGCAAUCAACACAGAUGUCUUUCAAAGCCAAAAAUCCUUUGCCUACAAACAGGUGAAAAUGCUGGCUGCUGUUGGUAGAAUUGGCAGAUGUGCCACUCAGAGGGUUUCCUCUGGCCUGUCAAUGGUGGCAUGUAGCGAAACUUUCACCCCAACCAUCACCAAAGUUUCGAGAUGUAUUCCACAAUCAAAUCAUGUGAUGACUUCUCGACAUGAGUCAACUGAGGCCAAGGCAGUUACCAAACCUACUGUGAGAAAGCAUGAUCCCCUGCUGAGGAAAAGCCUUUCAGAAUUUGGGCAGUAUGUGGCUGAUUGCAUGCCAAAGUAUGUGCAACAAGUGCAGUUGACAGCCACUGAUGAAUUAGAGGUUCUCAUUGCACCUUCUGGCAUCAUCCCAGUCAUUUCUUUCCUCAAGGAUCAUCAUAAUGCUCAGUUUCUGAACCUCACUGACAUUGCUGGAGUGGAUGUCCCAACACGAGUCCACAGAUUUGAGAUUGUGUACAAUCUCCUAUCUCUCCGCUACAAUGCCCGAAUCCGAGUGAGGACAUACACCGAUGAACUCACCCCUGUUGACUCCAUCUGUGACAUUUUCAAGGGUGCCAAUUGGUAUGAACGUGAAGUGUAUGACAUGUUUGGAGUCUUCUUCCAUAAUCAUCCUGACCUACGAAGAAUUCUCACAGAUUAUGGCUUUGAAGGUCAUCCAUUUCGCAAGGAUUUCCCAGUCACUGGUUAUGUAGAGGUGAGGUACGAUGAUGAGGUGAAACGUGUUGUUGUCGAGCCUUUGGAAUUGGCCCAAGAAUUUCGAAAGUUUGAUCUGUCAUCACCAUGGGAAACUUUCCCAGCCCAUCGUAUACGUGGACCUUCCACUGAAGAGGCCCCAACUGAGGAGAAAGUUGAGAAAGAUAAGAAACAGAAGUAGGGAGAUGUUUAAGUUUUUUCUUCUAAAAUUCAUUUAUCUCUGUUCUUAAAAUGUGUGAUCACCUCCCUGUCUUGUAAAUUAUGGAAUAAAAAGUCCAAUAGUGUCAUAA
Darwinula stevensoni is the source of this 2882-nucleotide messenger RNA. The record is from the annotation of a GenBank genome assembly. Lineage: Eukaryota; Metazoa; Arthropoda; Ostracoda; Podocopida; Darwinulidae.